GAACUAUGACGUCUCACCUGACCAGCACUGGCCAGGCAAACUCUUGGUUGAUUUGGUUGAAUGAGGUUGUCUGCCACUGUGGACGGAAGGAGCGACUCUGGAAGUCUACCACGUAUAAUUUUUCAGACCGGAAGACUCGGGUCACGAAGCGCACAGGAUACUCGAGGAUGAAAACGACCGGCGACGAUGGUCUGUCGAGUCAGCCAGUCAUAGGACUCUCGGAGAAAGUGAUCGGGAAGAUGAAGGAGAAAGAGGACCGGGCCGGAGGACUACUAGGACAACGAAAAUCAAUCCUGAAUAGCAGCAGCAGUAGCAGUAGCAGUAGUAGUAGUAGCAGUGGUCAAGAUGUCAAGACAACAACAACCAAGGAGAACACGAUCAGUCAGGCUGGAUUCGAUGGCGCAGGGAAAUAUCUUCUAUCGGGAGGGAUAGCCGGCGCAGUCUCCAGAACAGCAACGGCGCCAUUCGACCGGCUGAAGGUCUAUCUAAUCACCGCCCAACCGAGAAUGAACGCGGAGCGGACGAGUCGAACGAUAAUGGGCAGAGGGGGCAGCAUGACGAACCUGAUAGAGUCACUCAAGUCGAUCUACAACGAACAUUCCAAAUGUCAGAUCAACGCCCAUCACCCAAAGCCGCAUUCCUGGGGUCUCCGUAACUUCUUCAUCGGAAACGGCCUCAACGUCAUCAAGGUCUUCCCCGAAUCCGCCAUCAAGUUCUUCGUCUACGAGUACGCUAAAAACUUCCUCUUCCAUCCUCCGAAUCAUCCCUCCCCGCACCCCGAUGAGCAUCGCUCUAAUCUCGUCAGGUUCAUGGCCGGCGGCUUGGCUGGGGUGGUGAGUCAAGUCUUAAUCUAUCCGAUCGAGACACUCAAGACUCAAUUGAUGAGUAGUACCAUCAACGAAUCAUUUCAAGGUCGUGCACUCCUAGUUUAUACGAUCAAAAGGCUCUACCAAACUGGCGGAGUAAGGGGUUAUUACAAAGGUCUGAUGGCCGCGACAAUGGGCGUAUUUCCAUACUCAGAUGAAUUGACAAAAAUCAACACAAAUCCGAAAACGUUAUUGAUGACAAUGGAAUAAAAAACGUAGCGAUAGAUAUGUCAGCGUUUGAGGCUUUAAAACGGGCCUACAAAACGGCGUCUGGGACGGAAGACGAGACGGGCGUCUUAGCGACACUAUUGUGUGGAGCGAUAAGUGGGGGGGUAGGAGCGACGGUAGUAUAUCCCUUGAAUGUAGUCCGGACGCGCCUACAAGCCCAAGGGACGCCGUACCAUCCGCAACGAUACGCAGGCAUCCUUGAUUGUGUCCGCCGGACAUUCCUCCACGAACGCUGGAGAGGCUUCUAUCGCGGCCUCGCGCCCUCCCUCCUCAAGGUCGUCCCCGCCGUCAGCAUCAGUUGGCUCGUCUAUGAACAGAGCAAUCGCACCCUUGAACAGCUCCUCGGUUGACCUCGCUACCCUCCUUUCUCUUCGGUCUUGUCUCUGGCCCCCACCUCUUCUCUCUCUCUCUCUCCUGUUAAGCCCUUCCUUGAGGAAUACCUCCUUUCUUCCCUCCUGUCGUUUUACGAACACCUUCCUAACUCUCUUCUCUUUUCCCCUCUUUCCAUCCUUUUGUUCUCCUUUAAGCCUUGGUAUUUUUUCUUUUUGUUCUUGAUAACACUCGUAAUUUUCUUUUUCUUAUUUUUGAUUUGUUGGGCUUUUUGGCGUGUGUUCCUUCACACACACAAUAUAUAUAUAUAUAUAUUCAUAUUAUUAUUUUCUUCCCUAGACAUAUAAAC
Puccinia graminis f. sp. tritici CRL 75-36-700-3 is the source of this 1773-nucleotide messenger RNA. RefSeq lists its product as hypothetical. NCBI's taxonomy places the organism in Eukaryota, Fungi, Basidiomycota, Pucciniomycetes, Pucciniales, Pucciniaceae. The coding region runs from base 6 to 1076 and encodes 356 amino acids. Gene Ontology annotation, biological process: transmembrane transport. The transcript has 4 exons. The record is from RefSeq and is a predicted model, not a curated record. Gene Ontology annotation, molecular function: ATP transmembrane transporter activity.